Molecule: messenger RNA, 1223 nt
Organism: Theobroma cacao (cacao)
Lineage: Eukaryota; Viridiplantae; Streptophyta; Magnoliopsida; Malvales; Malvaceae
Product: neurogenic locus notch-like protein
Source: RefSeq, a predicted model, not a curated record
ACCUCCAACUAACAACAACUGAGUUUAGCUGAGUCCACGCCACGUAAAACACUUCAGCCUCCAACAAUCAAAGCACCGUCCACUUAUAUUUUUCAAACUCUUCCGGCUGCUUGGAACUCAAUAAAAAAACCCGACCACCCAGUCUCACUCUCUCUCUCUAUCUCUCUUUCUUUCCAUCUUUCUAUCAUCAUCAUCUUCUAUCCUUGCAUGCUCUAGACAUGGCUUCUCUUAGAACCGUUGCUUUUAUUGCAAUCCUUCUUGUUCUGCAUCUUAAGAUUGCUGAAAGUGACUUUUUAUCUCCACUUUUGUCUCCCGUGUUUGAUGAUGUAUGCAAAGAAGUGGAAUGUGGAAGAGGAAAAUGCAGGCCGUCUUUAAAUGGAACAUUUCCUUAUUAUAGGUGUGACUGUGAUCUUAAUUGGAAACAAACUCGGGCUGACAAUGAUGAUCAUCUCAAGUUUCUCCCCUGCAUUGUUCCUAACUGCACACUAAAUUCUGCUUGUGCAGCAGCUACCUCCCCUGUGCAAGAAAAGGCAGCCAAAGCGAAUGAGUCUAUCCUUGAUAUCUGCAGCUGGACUAACUGCGGAGGCGGGUCAUGCAACAAGACAUCACCAUUUACAUAUGAUUGCAAAUGUUCGGAGGGUUAUUUUAAUCUUUUUAAUGUCUCUGCCUUCCCAUGCUACAGAGAAUGUGCAAUUGGAGUGGAUUGCUCAAACCUUGGGAUCUCAAUGUCAAAUAAGUCUACUUCCACUGCACCAACAUUGUCUCAAAGUGAUUUGAAUCAAGCUGGCUUGAAGCUUCUAGGAAAUGGUCAUUGGGUGAUAAUCUCAGUGUUGUUGAUGGCUAUGGUUGCUUGAUUCAUAUAGAUGAAGCUGAUGCUCAGGGUUUCCAGUUUCAUGAUCCAGAUAGGACAUGGAAAUUCUAGCAUCAAGCAGCAGCAUUGUUUGUUGUGUUAUGGCGAUUAUAGUUAGAUGUUAUGCUUUCUAUGUAAAUUUUUCAUCUCAUAUCAGUAAGUCUGCUUUGCUGUACAGUUUAGGAGGAAUUAGUUAUUGUAGCCAGUGCUUGCAUAUGAUGUAGGAGGAGACUUUUUGGAGUUCACUUAUGGAUGAUGGCAGUUAUUUACAGGUUGUGUGUAGAACAUCAUUGCCAUGAUUGUAUUAUUUCUUGUUAUCCAUUUAAGAGAUUCUGAGCUUGGUGUUGGUUUGUGUAAUUUAUAAUUCCUUUUA